Messenger RNA from Callithrix jacchus (white-tufted-ear marmoset), 6971 nucleotides. It is a transcript of the gene MSANTD1, whose product is annotated as Myb/SANT DNA binding domain containing 1. The record is from RefSeq and is a predicted model, not a curated record. Gene Ontology annotation, cellular component: nuclear body. Lineage: Eukaryota; Metazoa; Chordata; Mammalia; Primates; Cebidae. Gene Ontology annotation, biological process: positive regulation of DNA-templated transcription.
CCCAGGGCUUGGGCCUGGCUAGAGCCUUCACAAACCACAGUGCAGGUGGUCUUCCUGUCCUGCACGCAGAGCUGCCGGAGCCUUCGUGGUCACGUGACACCAAAAGCUUAAACGCAUACACGAGCCUCAGGACUUGGCUCAUGGCACUGCAGCAGGUCGUCAGGCCCGGCACAGAGGUGAGCUGUGUUCUCCCAGGGCCCAUCACCCUUCCACCUCCUUGGUCAUUGGCACCUGUGUCCCUGGCCUAGCUGCACCCAGCUACUCCCCAGUGCAGCUGGCGUGUCCCACCUCUGGUGUGGCCUGGGCUGCUGUGUGUUCUCAGGGCCAGCCACAUCUGUUCUAGCUUGUUUUUUCUUUCUGAACCAGCACCUACUCGAAGAAGCCUCUGCUCAGCUCAGCGGGGAUGCUUCCUUCUAAGCUCUGGCCGAGCCUCUGGGGAACCUUGGUGGUCAGUGGUGUAGUCAUCUUGGGAUGCAAAUGUCUAACCCACCAACCUGCAAGAACGAAAGCCCCGUGGCUUCCUCUGGUGCAGGGCAUUCAGCAAAUAUGCUGAGGUCCUGUCUGGUUCUGGCUAAUUGGCAGGGGUCAUCUCCCCCCAUUCUUUCCCUGCUGUGCUGUGCAUGUCAGCAGAGACGAGCCCAGUCAGCCAAGGGGGCAGCUCCUGCUGCCUGUUCUGAGGCACAUGCGGGGGUUCCUUCCUCUGAGCAGGGAUAGGGAGCACUUGGCCAGAAGGAUGUGGAUGGGCCCAGCCAGUUACAAUUCUCCCUGGUUGCUCAAAGCAUUUGAUGUGGGGCAUGCCACCUGGGCUCCCUAAAUCUGUCUCCUCAUAGAUGACAUUGCUCCAGGGCCCCCCAAUGGCCUCUGAGACCUGGUCGCCUCAGGGAAAUGAAGCACUGCCUUCUCCCUGGUUCAAGUGUGGACAGCCAGACCCUUGGCACACUGAGCACACUGGCAUGGCUGGUAAUUUCAGAAAGAAAAGGGGCCGGGUCCAGUGGGAAGGAGUGGUGAGCCCGUGAGUGGGCUUUGCGAUCCUGGCACCAUGGCAGAGAUACCCUCGCACAGCCUCCCUCUUCCUCAUUGGAGAGCACACCCUGCCCCCCCCCGCCCCCCGAGGAGCGGCUGCAGAGCUGAGGAUCCCUCCUGCCCCUUCGCAAGGCUGUGCUCUGUGCUUUCGGUGGUAUUCAGUUUUGGCUGGCACUGGCUUUCUUCCAAAGAGGAUCUGGAAGUCAAUUCCCCUGUGCGGAGCGUGGAGCGCCGGAAGUCAGAUGAGGAAAGUAGCCAGCUCGUGAUGAGUACCGGGUGGAGCCACAAUAGAAGGGACUGGGUAGGGGCCUUGCCUCCGCAUGAGGUGGCAGCCAGCCAAGGACUGAGGAGGCCCUGCUGCCGGUGGUGUGGGGUGCACCCCUCAGGGAAGCCUGCAGUGGGGCCCGAGGAAAGAGGCAUUCCCCGCGGGCCCAUGAGUCUGGUCCAUGAGCACCGUGACAGUGCCCCUGGGCACAGAGGUGGACCCAACCUUGUGGUGUCACCAAGACUUCUUUUGGGAAACCAUGUGGACAUCCCUUGAGGUUCCCCUGGGCUCUGCAGCACCAGCAGCCUGGCUGUCCAUUGGGCCGGUGGCUUACGCCACCCAGAGGGCCUGGCCCUGUUGUAGCCACACCCUCUGGGGUCCCUGUGGUGGGGCCGGCUCUCUCCACCCUACUCCAGGCCUCCAUGUGUCCUGAGCCGUGGGUGGGCCCCAUGGAGCCAUCAGGUCAGGGUCAGGGUCUCCUCGGAGGUGGAGGACAAAGUUGUGGGUCUGGGUUCCCCUUGUGUGCACAGGCCCCUGCCCUCUGCGCUUGGGCAGGCAGCUGGCCCCAAAACUGCUGGAACAGGCUGGCCCUGAGGUGGCUCCUGGCCCCUGUGCCCCCCAGACAGCCCACCCACCCCACCUUCCACCCUGCCCCAGUGGUGGCAGUGCCGGCCACAUCCUUCCCCUCCUGACCCCAGUUGCUCUGGGGAAGUCCAGGCUCCUCAGUCUGCCCAGGGUCCCCCCUGAUUUGGGCCCAGGACUCCAUGUGCUUCUCUGCCUUCGUCCAAGCUCCAAGCUCCUCAGCUGCCAAAUCCCCACCCAUCUGCACAGUCUGUGCUCACCACUGCUGCUCCUGGAAGGUGCCCCUUGAUGGGAUGCCCGCCUCUUCUGUAGUCUACUGUGUUGGGGAGCCCUCCUGCCCCCACCCUUGGUCACUUAGUCAGUCCCCAUGCCCUGCAAGUGGGGCAGAGAAGCCACCCAGAAAUGCUGAGUGGGAUGAGAGUCUGGUUGGGCCCUGCCUCAUUAUUUAGCGGGGGAGAGACCUAGGGAGCAUGCUCCUUGCCUAAGCACAGCAGGGCCCCAGCCCGUGUCCCAGGUCUCCACCAUGGACAGCUCCUGCAGAGGCCUGACUUAUCCCUUCUCCCGCAGGUGCUGCUGGGUGGCCAGCCCCUGGCCCUAGGAGACCCUGCAGCGAUUGAGGGUCACAGCAGGCCAUGCAGCAGUGCCAAGGUACGAUCCCUGCCCCCCAGCAGGGGACAGAUGCAGGGACCCUUCCAGGCAGGGGCAGCUGGGUGCCUGGUGCUGCCAUCUGCUGUCCUUGGAGGUCACUGUGAGGGCUGUGCCUCAGAAAAGGCCAUGGAGCUUGCCCUGUCCAGGGCCUCCUGUGUGCAUGGAGCCUGGGAAGAGAGGGUUGGAGUUGAGCCUUUUACCCUGGAAAUGCUGCCUGGAGGGUGGUGCAGCCCUGCCAGCCAGGGCUCUGCCUCCCUGUGCCCAAUGGAACUCAGGCACGCAGGAGUGUAGGUGCCUCCUCUAGAGCUGUCAGGUGGGAGCCCCCAGCACUGGUGGUGGUGCCCACUGCCCAGCACCUGCCCCUUCAGCCAGGAGAGCAGGCCUGACGCUGUCCCCCCAGCAGCUCCAAGGCAGAUUUGUGGAAAGGCGUAGGGGUCAGGUAGGGGCCCCAUGACCACCCCAGCAUUCGCCAUGCUGGGUGAUAGAGUCAGGUCCUGUUACUCUGUUGUGGAGGUGAGGAAACGGAGGCUAGCAGGGAGGACAUGACUAGGGUCCACGCUGAGUCACUAGAGCUGCGACCCAGAACACACUGCUGGGCCCCCAUGCCUUUCUGCCUACCCCAUGUGCCAUGUGCCGGGAGAUGCCAAGAGAUGCUGGGAGCCAGCCCCACCUCUGUGCCUGGAGUCAUGGCUCUGGAGAGGGCAUUCAGACAGGUCCCCAGCCUCACUGGAGCGGGCCAAACCCUGUUCCUGAGGAGUCAGGGGCUCCCUGGAGGUGGGUAUCUACUCACUCCUUCAUCUGCAGCCACUCCAUGGAGCUGUCUGUGCCAGCCCCCAGCACCGAGAGCUGACCUUGGCACAGUGCUAGGCAGUAGGGAUGGUGUCUCCUGAGGCCCAGAAGGAAGGGGCUGGACGAGUCUCGUGGGGCUGAUGGUAGGGCCAGGCCUUGACAAGGGCCCGGUAUAGGGGUACAGAGCCCCCUCUAAGUUCCUCACACAUCCCUGGGGCCCUCCCAGUACACUUCCUAUCCUGCCUGCAGGCAAGAGGGAGCCCCAAACAGGCCUCUCCACGCUGGGCACCCACAGUGGGGCCAGGCACCCCUGCCAUGCCCCUGCCCUUUCCUUCCCCUGAGUGCCUCAACCCGACCUCUGAGGUGCCUCAGGGAACAACAGGGGCAGUGGGCAGAGGCUGAGGUGUUGCCCCACUCCAGGCUCAGCUCCCUUCCUGGGGCAGCCCACACCUGAGAUUCUCCUGCAGUUGUCCAGGCCUGAGGUGUGGGGAUCGCUCCCGUGUGAGGCCCCUAGGAAAUGGGCCUCGCCAUACGGUGAGCUUGAGCCCGGACACAGAUCCCCGGUUGGGGGGAGUCGAGCUGAGGGAAAGCAGGAACCGAGAGAGGGACUAUGCUAUUCAAAAUAAUUAACAGACAUUACUUUAUGGAUAUGAGGACAUGGGAGGCAUUGUGUCCACUUUUGGCUCCUUGUGGUUUAUUGUUUCAUUGUGUUCAUUUUUGGAUCCUUGCUACAUUAGUUGUAAAAUAAUAAAGUAUUUACAACUGGGUGUAACUUACUUACCUUGUGACUUAAUUUAUUUACAAUUGUUAAGUAUUUACAACUGGGCAUAACUUACCUUGUGACUUAAGUAUUUACAAUUGUUAAGUAUUUACUGGGCGUAACUUACUUACCUUGUGACUUAUUUACAAUUGUUAAGCAUUUACAACUGGGCGUAACUUACUUACCUUGUGACUUAAGUAUUUACAAUUGUUAAGUAUUUACAACUGGGCGUAACUUACUUACCUUGUGAGUUAAGUAUUUACAACUGGGGGUAACUUACUUACCUUGUAACUUAAGUAUUUACAAUUGUUAAGUAUUUACAACUGGGCGUAACUUACCUUGUGACUUAAGUAUUCCAUUAUACUUAUUUGAUGUAAGGAGACUUUUGUGUUUUAUGUAAGCAACUCUACUUAUAACAUAUAUAAUCAGACCCUGAGCGCAAUAGAGUUGUUGGCGAAGCAUAGCUUCUGUCUGUCAUCUUUUAUCUUCCACGCACCCCCCUAUCCAGGUUGGGACCCUCUUGCUGGCCAAGAGCCCCUGGCAGACGUGCUGCUCUUCUCACUGAGGAGGGGAGGUGGGUGCCCACUGUCCCUCUGCUGACCACAGUGGCAUUCAGCCUGGAACACUAUGCCCAGCAUGGCCCAUCCUGCACAGGUGCCAUGGGCUCCACGGAGCCCUGCCUGACUUGCUCCUAUUACGUUCUGGGCACUGAUGCCCUUGGGCAGCACUUCUCCAGGCAGAGCCCCCAGGCCACGCACUCCUGUUCCCCUGCACCUGGGGCUCUUGGCAGGCUGCCACCCCUGGUCAGCCUGGGGCAUCUCAGUCCCUCAGCCCCACAGGGCCUGCUCUGCAGCCCGGGCCUCAAGAGCUGUCUCUGCAUGCCGAGCCAAAUCUGGCUGCCUAUCAGCUCCCCGCCUACCCAGGCUGUGCCCUGCCCUACCCGUGGCUCUUCCUAGGAGUCCCCUGUGGCCUUCCCUGGGCUUGCUGGACUGAUUCCCUCCUGUGACUCAAACAGAGCUCGCCUCUGUUGUCCCUGCUGUCCCUGCCAGCCGGUGCUAGAGGCCAGGGUCUGUGUACCCUGCGUCUGCCACUCUGGGCAGGGCUGGGCUCUGACCAACCUGGGCUUCCAGUGUCCACAGACCUGAGGCCCAGGGCACCUGGGGGUGAAGAAAGAGAAGCAAAAGGAGCAAAGGGUGGGGUGUGGGCUUCUCAUGAGGGCUCAGCCCCAGUUCAGCCUGGCAGGGGCCCUCUGAGGGAGCUUGAGGGUCCCAUACCUAGGACCCCUGCCGGGCCAGUAGCCAGCGUUGGGAGCCUCAGCCUCCCCAUCUCCUGUCCUCUGUUUCUCCCACCUCUUGCCCCCUUUCUCCUGGCCUGGUCCCACCCGAGUCCCUGUCUUGGCCUGCGUGAGCUGGGGCGGCACUGAGCUGGGGGCCAAUCGCCUGGGCGGCGGUGGGAGGCAGGGCCGGGAGCCGGCCGCCGGGUUUGGGCCUGGCCCCGAGCUGCGAUAUUGAUGGCCCGUCAGUGCGGCCCUGAUUCCUGUGCUUUCAGUUAAAAGGUUUCUGUUGUUGUAGCUUAUGCAGUUGCUCUGUUGCUAUGGAAACGUGACAUCAAAAUGACGUUUCCCGUUUAAAAGCUUUUAACUAAAUUCCUGCCUGUCAGAUGUAGGCCCCAUUUUGAGCGUGGAGCUGCCUUCGAGCGAGCGCGAGCGGUGCCUCCCGCCCAUGGUGCGUGGGGCCGGGCCGGGGGCCUCGCUGAGCGCGCUCUCUAACCCCGUAGGCGCCUCCAGCAUGGCAGCGGCCGAGGUGCCCGGCUACCUCGUGUCUCCCCAGGCGGAGAAGCACCGGCGGGCCCGCAACUGGACGGACGCCGAGAUGCGCGGCCUCAUGCUGGUCUGGGAGGAGUUCUUCGACGAGCUCAAGCAGACCAAGCGCAACGCCAAGGUGUACGAGAAGAUGGCCAGCAAGCUCUUCGAGAUGACGGGCGAGCGCAGGCUGGGCGAGGAGAUCAAGAUCAAGAUCACCAACAUGACCUUCCAGUACAGGAAAUUAAAAUGCAUGACAGAUAGCGAGUCCGCCCCGCCCGACUGGCCCUAUUACCUAGCCAUUGACGGGAUCCUGGCCAAGGUCCCUGAGUCCUGUGAUGGCAAACUGCCGGACAGCCAGCCGCCGGGACCCUCCACGUCCCAGACCGAGGCGUCCCUGUCGCCGCCCGCUAAGUCCACCCCUCUGUACUUCCCGUAUAACCAGUGCUCCUACGAAGGCGGCUUUGAGGACGAUCGCUCCGACAGCUCCUCCAGCUUACUGUCCCUUAAGUUCAGGUCGGAGGAGCGGCCAGUGAAGAAGCGCAAGGUGCAGAGCGGCCACCUGCAGAAGAAGCAGCUGCGGCUGCUGGAGGCGAUGGUGGAGGAGCAGCGCCGGCUGAGCCACGCCGUGGAGGAGACCUGCCGCGAGGUGCGCCGCGUGCUGGACCAGCAGCACAUCCUGCAGGUGCAGAGCCUGCAGCUGCAGGAGCGCAUGAUGAGUCUGCUGGAGAGGAUCAUCGCCAAGUCCAGCGUCUAGGCCGGCGGGCUGCGGCAGGGCCGGGCGGGGCUGGGCAGCUGGUGGUGCUGAUGGGGCCACCCAGCCCGGGCCACUCAGGCCAGGUGGGCACGGGGGCUGCCCUGUGAGUGGGGACCACCUUCCACCUGGCCUCUGGCAGGAUCCCUUCUGAGGGGUGUUUUGAGGACCCUCCAGGCCCUGGGGACCAUGAGGCUCCAGUCUCCAGCAUGAAUGCCCUUCCUCGGACACAGGCCAGGGUUCACUUCGAGGAAGGACGUCCGAGAUCCACUCUCCAGUGUCGUUACUAUCCAUGACACUUGAAAUGGCUUUGCUAUGAAGUGUAUACUUUUUCGUUCUUGCCUGGAAA